AUGGCAACAAGCGCAGCCCCAGAUAUCGACCUCGCUAUUGAGGAAACCCGAAGGACCCCCUUCACAGACAGAAUCUCGGGGAUGAAGCUAAGUACAAUCGGGAAGAUUAAAUUCCCCGAGUACUCUGGAAAUUCAGAUCCCAAAGCUCACAUCCGAGCCUUCAGAGUCGCGAUAUCCAGGACGCAUCUCAACGACAAUGAAAAAGAGGCAGGAUACUGUCGUUUCUUCGCAGAGAACCUCACGGGCUCCGCCCUAGAAUGGUUCGCCGGCCUAGAAGAAAAUUCGAUCGAUAACUUCACACAACUAGUAUCGGCGUUCCUAAAGCAGUACUCAGUGUUCAUAAAAACCAUAACAACAGAAGCCGAUCUAUGGAACCUCAAACAAGCACCCUUCGAGCCCCUAAGAGCGUACAUAAAUAAGUUUAGAGAAAUCAAAGCGAAAAUCGCAAAUCUAAACGACGGAGUGGCUCUCGCCGCAUUGAAGAAUGCGUACGAAGAGGACGUAGCUAACUUGAAAGAACAAUUUUUGGCAAGCAAAAAUGCCGCCAGCAAAAAGGCUUCGACAACUAAGGAAGCACCAACCAAAGAUCAACAUUCUUACGCAAUAGAUAACUCCACAAAAAACAAAUCUUCGAUCAAGCCAACACUAGCCGAUAGGGUUACAAAACUCAGACAGCAGCUAGAGGAAGCGAGACCAUACGAACUCAGAAACCGAAAGAAAAACAGCACGCAACAGCCUAGCUACAAGCUGUCUGGGGGGCAAAGGCAAUACCACCAAUCCGCAUGGAAAAAGAAAUGGCUCUCCCCCGCGAUAAAUAGACAGAUCAUACGACAUAUCGAUUUCAUCUAUGGAGGAUCAAAAUUCUGUAACUCUGUCAACUCAAUAAAGGCCCACCAGCGGAGAGCCGAAAGACCUCUAAGAGUCCAAGAACCUCUCCCCGGACCUGACCACGAAAUCACAUUCGACGAGAACGAAACCGCCGUCCUUGAUCAACCACACGACGACGCCCUCGUUCUACGACUCGAUGUCGGAGGAUGCGAGCUCUCACGAAUCAUUAUCGAUACCGGAAGCUCAGCCGAUGUCCUAUUCUACGACGCCUUCAAACGAAUGGGAUUCAUCAAAAAUCUCCUUAAACAAGAACCAACCCCGCUCAUCGGAUUUGCAGGAGAAACAACUUACUCCCUAGGAUCCAUCGAGCUCGCAGUCACUGCCGGAGACGUUAGGAAAAUCGUGGAGUUCAUCGUAAUAGACCGACCAGAACCAUUCAAUGCUAUUUUAGGGAGACCUUGGCUAUACAGUAUGAAAGCAGUACCAUCAACUUACCACCAAUGCCUGAAAUUCCCAACUCCGAAAGGCAUCGAAACUAUUCGCGGAAGUCAGAGAAGCUCUUGGACAUGCUACCUCGCGAGCUUCAAAGACAUCGAAUCACACCCUUAA
Molecule: messenger RNA, 1437 nt
Organism: Raphanus sativus (radish)
Lineage: Eukaryota; Viridiplantae; Streptophyta; Magnoliopsida; Brassicales; Brassicaceae
Exons: 2
Coding region: 1-1437 (478 amino acids)
Source: RefSeq, a predicted model, not a curated record